AAAUUACAAAGUUGGCAAGUGCAGUGCGUUCACUUUUUCUGUCGGCGACGGUUUUUUUAGACUGCUUAAAUUCAUGUUAGCUGAUAAUAAUCUGCUUAAUACCAUCAGCUAGGAGUUUUCGCAGGAGUUAGUUAUGGAACACGUGUGUAGCAGACUACCUCGUUAGCGUAUUCGUAUUCUCGUAUAGCGUUUCUCGUAUUGGAGUGAAUACGGCUUUUACAAGUACGUGGGCGUGCUUCUGCGAAACAAAUCAGCGUCGUGUGUGAAAGGUGGUCGCCGACUGUAACUUGUCUCCGCUUCUGUCUGAAAUUAAAUGUUUUUCUAAACAUAACAAUGCCCGUGGAAAGUCUACCCGUGCGGGACCCGGCCUUCCAUCGUCGACUGUUACAGCAGUACCUGCUUUUGUUAAAGAAAUACCCGAUUCUCACCAAAUCGGUGACAAGUGGAAUUCUCUCCGCUUUGGGAAACCUUCUUUCGCAAGCGCUGGAAAGCAGGAAAAAGAAGGCAGAUGGGAAUUUAAAGAAGGACAUUAACAUCCUGGGGCCUGCGCGCUUUGCCGUUUACGGACUCUGCUUCACGGGCCCGUUGAGUCAUUUCUUCUACCAGCUGUUGGAGCUGCUGUUUCCUUCCACAGUGCCGUACUGCAUGGUGAAGCGGCUGCUUCUCGAUCGCCUGGUGUUCGCGCCGGCAUUCCUCCUGCUCUUCUUCUUCAUCAUGAACGUCCUGGAGGGUAGGACCAUUUCAGCCUUUCAAGGCAAAGUGAGAGCAGGUUACUGGACAGCCCUGAAGAUGAACUGGAAAGUGUGGACCCCUAUCCAAUUCAUAAACAUCAACUAUGUGCCCGUUCAGUUCCGUGUGCUGUUUGCCAACAUGGUGGCUUUGUUCUGGUACGCCUACCUUGCUUCAGUAAGGAAGUGAAACCUCCAAGACCAUCCGUCAGUGCACUGAAUUCAGCAUGUGCUGAGAGUACUUGGUGUCUGGGUCCUGUAUUUAACAUAGGCCUGAUUGUACUAAUAUACAUGCUGGAAAUUCACGCCGUGGUUAAACCAUGGUUGAACAAUGGUUCGCUAAUUCCAAUGAGUGCUGAUUCCAGUGGAAUAAUAUGUUGUUUCAAAUAGAGGGAUCUGCAAAUGAACUGAGAGCCAUAUUGACUGAUUGUCAUGUAUGUGAUAAUUGAAAAGAAUGCCCUGGAUUCGCUUACUGCACCACUAGCAAAGUCACAUGUUUAAAGUGUCAAUCCGUAGUGUUGUUAUAUAUAAAAAAAAUAACAUGUGGUACCUUCUCAUGAUGGCAUUUGUGUAGCAAUAUUGAUCCAAUGCGUUUGCUUUCUUAAAUUGCUCAUCUAUAUGCUGUUUUACACUUGUGGCGUCUGGUGCAACGUUCCCUCCACGUAUUGAAAUUUGAUGCUGCUGAGGCACUUAAAAUUAUUAAAACAUGUUUAAAAUUUG
This is a messenger RNA of Conger conger (European conger), 1448 nucleotides long. RefSeq names its product peroxisomal membrane protein 2 (gene pxmp2). The record is from RefSeq and is a predicted model, not a curated record. NCBI's taxonomy places the organism in Eukaryota, Metazoa, Chordata, Actinopteri, Anguilliformes, Congridae. The transcript is spliced from 5 exons. Gene Ontology annotation, cellular component: membrane; cytoplasm. Bases 334 to 918 code for a protein of 194 amino acids.